Messenger RNA from Mercurialis annua (annual mercury), 1111 nucleotides. RefSeq lists its product as uncharacterized. Lineage: Eukaryota; Viridiplantae; Streptophyta; Magnoliopsida; Malpighiales; Euphorbiaceae. The coding region runs from base 534 to 1088 and encodes 184 amino acids. The transcript has 2 exons. The record is from RefSeq and is a predicted model, not a curated record.
CUUUAAAGAUUUUUUCAAGAUAACCUUCUAGUAGAGUCUAUAAUGGUAAUUUUGCCUUCCCCCCCCCUCUCUCUCACACAUAUAAGAUAGUUAUAGAUAGAUAAAUAAAUUAUGGAUUGAUAGAUCGAUAUUAGAUAUUACAUAUCACUGUUAUAAAAACGGGUCGAGUUGGAAUAAAAAAAUUAUCCGUUUUUUAUAUAUUUUUUUCUCGAAUUAGCUCUCUGCACUUUUAUUUUUAUUAAAAGCAAGUCCCUCAAUCGAUUUUUUUCAGUCUGACUUAACAACGUUAAAUUUUUUCUAAUGGAAGGAUUGAAUAUCUUCAAAAAAUAAAAAUAUAAGGAUUAAAUAUAUAAAGAUUAAUGUGGAGAGACUCAAUUCAAAAAAUAUGAUAAUACAGAGACCUAAAUAUGUAUUUUGCCAAAUUUUGAGCAUAGGAAUAUUGUGUUUCAUGCCAUUUAUGUUACGGAUUGGAGCAAACAUAAACACACACAGAGUUUUAGCACAGAAUCAUGCAAGAAUCAUGAAAACCAAACAUGAAAGAAUCUGCAAAAGUUUCAAUUCUGUUUCAUAUUUUCUUAGAGACAGACAGACAACUAAAAAUGUACAAAACAAAGCUUCAAGAGAUUUGCCAGAAGAGACAAUGGGGAUUGCCGAAGUAUUGUGUAAUGAAAAAUGGGUCUGAUCAUUCUCCUAAGUUUAACAGUUCUGUUACUGUCAAUGGCCUCUCAUUUGAUGACUCUAAUUUUCCAUCUAAUUCCUCUAAGCAAUCUCAAAAUAAUGCUGCCAAAUUUGCUUUUCUUCAUUUCACUGAUUCUUCACUUCAUGAUGAACCUGUCAAGGAAUUAGAUAAAGUUGAACAAGUUGAAAAUGUGGCAAAAGUUGAAACUGAAGAUUCUGCAGAAAAUGGUAGCAAUUCCAAUGUCUUAAAUUCAAGCAAAAACAUGGGAAAAUCAGAGAGUUAUUUGCAUAAUCAAAGGGUAAGGGUGUACACAAGUUAUCCCAAUAUUGCUUUCCCUAAAGGCAUUAUAGUGCUGCCAGUUACUGAUAACAGAUGGGUGGCUGUUAACUUGGAGUUUCCAAAUGAAUAAUGUUAAUCAUUUCAUAUGUAGCU